This is a messenger RNA of Torulaspora delbrueckii, 582 nucleotides long. It is a transcript of the gene SYF2, whose product is annotated as Syf2p. Bases 1 to 582 code for a protein of 193 amino acids. The transcript has a single exon. The record is from RefSeq and is a predicted model, not a curated record. NCBI's taxonomy places the organism in Eukaryota, Fungi, Ascomycota, Saccharomycetes, Saccharomycetales, Saccharomycetaceae.
AUGGACUUAGAGAGUAUCGAGAACCGGUUCAAAGAUCUUAAGAAGAGGAGCGUCGAUGUGGCCAUACAGAUCAGAAAAAUUGCAGAAAGAGAAGCUAAGGAUGAAUCUUUGGUAGGUAAACCUAAGAUAUAUAGCAUGGAAGAUACGAACGAAAUGGGCACGAGACCAGUGGAUAGUUCUGAGAGGCGACGUUUGAAGUUGAUGAACUAUAGCAUGCGAGAAUACGAAGAAUGGGACAAGAAACAAAAGGGCAAGGAAGUUAAGAGAGGAGGUGCUAAUGUACAGGAGCUAGCUAAAUACUCUUACGAGAAGGAUUUGAGUAGAAGUAAACAAAAUAACGGGAAUCGCGUGGUUAAAAUAUCAACGGAUGCCAAGACGAAUCGCUUGCAAGUGAAAGAUGAUGAGAAGCUGGUUAAUAAACUCGCGAAUGAUUUAAAGAAGACUACAAGGGAGCGAUUUCUGGCAAGAAAAAAGGAUAUGGAGAAGGCAGAUGCACGAGCUACCCCUGGUGGGUACAUUAAUGAAAAGAAUAAACAGUUUAAUCUUAAGCUAGAUAGGCAAAUGAAGGAAACGGAGCGUUAA